AACCGUCGCUCUCGUGUCAGCAAGUGAUGAUGUUCAAGCAUGUUUUGCCUAUCCGGAGAUUGCUAGCUCGCGGUUAGGUCCCUUGAAUGGAAACCCCUCUUUCUCGCACAUGAUCAGACAGCCGUAAAGGAAGCGAGCUGGUCAACAGGUCUAUCAUGUCUAUCAUGUCUAUCCAUGUGCGCCGCCCCAGGUAGUACUGCAACUACGCGCGUUUGUUAUCAUUACUUUGAGUUCUUGUUCUUGCAAGCAGAACUACCAUAGACGUCAGCGAUAGCUCGCGGUAUACGAUGGCGAAGCUUCUUUUCCCUCUGAGACUGGUCACAGUCCUUCUCGGCCUCUUAUCACGCACCGUCUUUGGCGUAGCUCUCGAUGAUAUUUUCAUAGUCCAAAGCGGGUCGACUCACGGCGGCUGUGAUGCACAUUACGAUCAGAGCGCCAAGACAGGCACUCUGGAUCAAUGGCUUGAUGAAAUCAACUUUGCCCUUAGCACGGCUAUUGAUGGCAUCGAUGAGUACAACACAAAUCCCAGAGUUCGAAAGGCGCUUGAUAUCUGGUUCGGCAUUCACAAUGGCGGAUCUCUCAGGGCGGGUAGUGAUGAUACCCUGGCGCAGAUCGAUUGGGUUGGCGACCGCCUCAAGGAUGUCCAGGACUUCCUAAGCUUCGCAGACCGCUCGGAUGCCCCAGGCCAGCCUCGCUUUCCGCUACAUGGGAACCGCUAUCUGUUUUGCGGCAGCGACUUCCUUACUCUGAAAGCGACAAACACGCCGGCCCAGGACUGGCAGGCUCAGAAUAUCUUGGAUGAACAUGGCAACGUCGUCAACAUCGCGGGAGUGCCCAGCUACGCCGAAGCCCUCGCCGCAGACCCCAAUGCCGCUAGCUGGUGGUCUGGCGACAGGUCGCCAAUAAACGGAUACUACUUCGCGGAGAUCGCCGGCUCCUACUGCGACAUCGAAGGAAACCUCGGCCUUACGGCAGUGAUAAGAGAGCUAGAGGCAGACAUCACUGGCACGCCGACGGUGCGCGGAGACAUUGAGAGCGUCAUCAUCUGUCCCUUCAAUUUCGAUAACAGCAAUCCCAAGCCAGUAAACUACUCGUUAGCAAGCGGGAAUAUAGUUCAAGGUACUAACCUGAAGGACGUGGUGCCCAAAAGCGCGACAUUUCUCCACGAGGCCUUCCACGUCGUCUUCGGGGUAGUACAUAAUGACGGAGAUACCGAUGACCACGGGUUUCUCGAGGGCGACGAGUUCUAUGACAUGAUCGAGCUCAUCAAGCAAGCCAAAAACAACCCGCAAACCAAGGCCCAGAGAAACCCCGAAAACUACGUCUAUUUCGUCACGCACAUGUUCUACCUCCUGGGAACAACAGAUGAUGAUAUCCGAGCCAACUGGGACUUUGCACCCAUGGGGCGGGGUCGGAAUAGGAUUGUUGGGGCGACGGAUCAGUUAAGGAAUGCAGAAGAUCCAUAGGAUCUUGAGUAAGGAUGGAUGCCUGCCUAGGUAGGUAAAUAUAGGUAUCAAUAGGAAUUACUAUUGUCGAGGGAGAUGUGGUGAUGAGUCUUGUAAAGGAGUCCAGGUACCUCACAGUUAGGUAGAUAGACCUAGGUUAAAGCUGUUAUACACCGUUGAUAUCGAAGUUAUGAUAUGUGUGCUUUGGAUCGUGUAUAUACCAUGCUGCUCACCAAAUCAUGUGAACUUGGAAAUCAUCAAGCCCCUGAAAAAUCAUGAAUCAAGGGAAAACCCCCAGGAUGAUAAAUGCCUACCUACCUCUACCUAAAAGACAUCAAGUAGUGGUAUUACUCCAAGCACCAUCGAUACAGUAGACACUAUACCCAAGAUCCAUACCUAAAUCGC
This is a messenger RNA of Hypoxylon fragiforme, 1850 nucleotides long. RefSeq lists its product as uncharacterized. NCBI's taxonomy places the organism in Eukaryota, Fungi, Ascomycota, Sordariomycetes, Xylariales, Hypoxylaceae. The record is from RefSeq and is a predicted model, not a curated record. The coding region runs from base 288 to 1466 and encodes 392 amino acids. Gene Ontology annotation, molecular function: metallopeptidase activity. The transcript has 3 exons.